Messenger RNA from Cynoglossus semilaevis (tongue sole), 1063 nucleotides. It is a transcript of the gene stx3a, whose product is annotated as syntaxin 3a. Gene Ontology annotation, molecular function: SNAP receptor activity; SNARE binding. Gene Ontology annotation, biological process: vesicle fusion; exocytic insertion of neurotransmitter receptor to postsynaptic membrane; intracellular protein transport. The transcript has 10 exons. The coding region runs from base 165 to 1022 and encodes 285 amino acids. Gene Ontology annotation, cellular component: endomembrane system; postsynapse; SNARE complex. Lineage: Eukaryota; Metazoa; Chordata; Actinopteri; Pleuronectiformes; Cynoglossidae. The record is from RefSeq and is a predicted model, not a curated record.
CCCUCUGACAGCUGACCUCAGGUCAGAUCUUGUCCAGGAUUAAUUGAAGAAGCUCCAGACUCACAAGGAAGCCAUUUUAACAGCUGAGGACCGUGAGGUUGUUUUCUCAUCAUCACGCCAUUCAUCGCUUUCUCACCAUUUCUUGGGGGUUUUUUGUUGUCAAGAUGAAGGACCGUUUGGCUCAGCUAAGGGAGAACAGUGAUGCUCCCGCUGAUGAUGUCGAGGUUCCUGUGGAGAACAAUUCAUUCAUGGAUGAUUUCUUCGCCCAGAUUGAGGAUAUUCGUAACAGCAUUGACAAGAUCGACGAGAGUGUAGGCGAAAUCAAAAAACUCUACUCCACUAUCUUGUCGGCCCCAACAUCUGACCAGAAAACACAAGACGGUGUCGAAACUCUGACUAAUGAAAUCAAGAAGGCGGCCAGCAAUGCCAGGAACAAACUCAAGAGUAUUGAGCAACAGCUUGAGUCAAACACGGACGAGCGAGCUUCGGCCGACCUGAGGAUACGCAAGUCACAGCAUGGCAUUCUGGCCAAAAAGUUUGUAGAAGUGAUGACAAAGUACAACGAGGCCCAGCUUGACUUUAGAGACAAGAGCAAAGGACGAAUUGCUCGGCAGCUGGAGAUCACGGGGAAAGCAACAACUGAUGAGGAACUGGAGGAAAUGCUUGAAGGAGGCAACGCAGCUGUCUUCUCAGCUGGAAUCAUGGCCUCAAACAUCAACCAACAGGCACUCAAUGAGAUUGAGGCGCGCCAUAAAGACAUUAUGAGGUUGGAGAGCAGUAUCAAGGAGCUCCAUGACAUGUUUGUGGACAUUGCCAUGCUAGUCGAGAACCAGGGUUGCAUGAUUGACAGGAUUGAGAGCAACAUGGACCAAUCAGUGGGCUUUGUGGAGAGAGCGGUGGCCGACACUAAGAAAGCAGCCAAGUUCCAGCAGGAGGCACGCAGGAAACAAAUGAUGAUCUUCUGCUGCUGUGUGAUUCUCGUCAUUAUCUUCGGCUCAUUUAUCUACAGCUUCAUCAAGUAGAAAUGCUGCCUUCACAUCCGUGUCAUUUGUGUAUUUACAAC